AUGUUUGGUUCCCUGCUUCGACCGAAGCUGCGGCGUGGCCAGACGGAGCACUCCCCGUUCUCCGCGUCGCCCUGGUUUCGCGCACACCAAAGACGACAAGCCGACGAGAGCAGCGACGAUGCGCCAGAGCUGCAAGGAAUCGACGAGGAUAUGGACGAGGACUGGGAGGAGGAAGAGGAUGGGCCCAUGGAGUCGACACCACUCCUACCCAUGUUCUCCGCGUCACAUCUGGACGCGCUGCCUGUCUACAACAUCACCCACGCGAUUCGUCCUCUGAUUGCCUCUCGAUGCGAAACCACAUUAACAUGGGACCAGCUCCGGUCGCCCCAGGUGUCCCAGUUCCUGAUCAAGCCGAUCCUGCAAAAGAUCAUGUCCGCGCACUUCUCGCGCGCGACGCUCUAUGCGCUGAUGGCCAAUUGUCUACAAUUCGAGAAGGAGAUGCAUUCCAAUCCGGGGAAUAGCGGAGCAAACCAGACCCGCGCAAUGGUCAGUGAAUUACUGGCUAUCAAGGUGCUGAGGGAAUAUUCGACCCGUGAACUGCUCGACGCGCUGUCCUACGAGUUCCAUCCAUUGCAGGGCCAGGACCCUGACACGACGCCCACGAGACCAACAAGAAAGGUGGUGACGGCACGUGUCUCGUGUCUGGAGGUUGCAAUUCGCGCGCAGGCAAAACGCUUCUUGGCACAUCCUGUGGUAGUGCAGCAGUUGGAAGCUAUCUGGGCCGGCACGGUGGUGUUCCAUUCGGCAGCAGAUAAUCUGCAUCGCCGUGAGCCGGCAGCACAAUCGGGGAAUCUCGACUACGGAACUUCCAUGGAUCGGAAUGGGAGCAUUCCGACGGAACACAGCAAUGGCACACUCAGGCGCUCAGUGACACUUUACAAUCCGCGUGAUGCAUCAUUAUUCAAGUUGUCGCGCUUGAGGGUGCCGCGCUAUCGACAAUUCCUGUCGACCCUCUCGUUUGCUGUUCUUUUGUGGUUGUUUUUGGCCGUUUUGAAUCAACGCAGUCGCAGAAUCACGACUCUUGAGAUCGUGUUCUGGUUUUGGAGUGCCGGGUUCAUGCUCGAUGAAGUGGUCGGGUUCAAUGAACAAGGCUUCAGCCUUUAUUUGAUGAGUUUUUGGAAUCUCUUCGAUCUGGGAAUUCUACUGCUGCUUUUCGCCUACUAUUGUUUGCGCAUUUAUGGCACGUUCUUGACCUACCCUCGAGGUCAUUUUGUUUCCGAGAAAGCUUUUGAUGUUCUUGCAGCCACAGCACCUUUGCUGUUUCCGAGACUGUUCUCUAUCUUAGAUCACUACCGCUACUUUUCCCAACUAUUGAUUGCAUUCCGAAUCAUGGCAUCUGAUCUCAUCGCCGUUUUUGUCCUCAUUGUCAUCUCCUGCUCCGGCUUUUUCGUUGCAUUCCUCAAUUUUGGAGACAACAAAUCCCCGAAGGAAAUUGCUUAUGGCUUGUUCCAAAUGCUGAUGGGCUUUACCCCAACCGCAUGGUCGAUGUGGGACGAGUACAAUUUCCUGGGGAAGACGAUUCUGACAGUCUUCCUGUUCAUUUGUCACUUUGUCGUUGUCACCAUCCUCAUUACUGUCCUGACCAACUCGUUCAUGCGAAUUGUUCAGAAUGCCGAUCAAGAGCACCAAUUCUUAUUCGCCGUCAACACCAUCUCAAUGGUGAAGUCGGAUGCCCUGUUUUCAUAUGUGGCACCAACGAACGUAAUCGCCUGGCUCGUUGCACCAUUCCGAUGGGCAAUGCCUUUCCGUGAUUUCAUUCGCCUGAAUCGCACCAUCAUCAAGAUCACUCACUUGCCCAUCUUGUUCACAAUCUGCCUCUAUGAGAAAGUCAUUCUCAGUGCUCGUGUUGUUCAGCCAAUGGAUCUGAUCGAGUCCGCUUCUCCAACCAAGGACCUUGACCGGGCCAAACAAUGGCCAGCUGGUAGACUACGAGGCUUCAGCGCCAGGGCAUCACGCCUUGUGCGCGAGCCAUCCGUGGCAACUUACCAGAAGGAUCGAGCGUUGGAAGAGGUGUUCCGAAGACCAUUUGACGAUCGGACACGAGGACGACCGGACACUAUCCAUGAGCACCAAACGAACAAUGUCAUCAAGGACUGGAUGCAGGAGGUUGGCUCUGGGCCCGCCAAUGGUCCCGACGAUGACGAUUCCGCAGUUGUCGAUCGUCUCGAAAUGCGACUGCGCCGGCCAAGUCUGCCUUUCAAGGCCAGAUUGACUCGCCCCCGCAAUUUCACAGAAACCACACGUUCGGUGGCGUCAAACCCUGAAGACCGGACAAGUCGUGUCGUCAGUCCUGCUGUCCGGCCUCGGGGAUCACGACUCUCUAUCUCGCCGGAUCAGAGAAGGCAAAUGUCACAUCAUACAGAUAUGGAGGGUGACGACGAGUUGACCAGCAACGAUGGCGAGUCAGCUGAUGAGAAGAACUCGGCUCCAGAGUCUGCAAGCGACACAGCCGACCAGUCUGAAGGCUCACACAAGCGGUCUCCCAGGUUCUACAGCUCUCGCCCAUCUACCGCCAGGGUUAUCUCGCGUCGCAACAGCCCAACGCGUCGCCCCAGGCACAAUCGCAAUCCCUCCGGUGUCACCAUGCUGUACAACCCCGUAGGAUCUCCAAACGAGGAAACAGAAGGUCGAGCCACACCCACUCGACCAGAUACCGACUCAUCCGACGGAGACAACCUCCCUCUCGUAUCUACCUCGGUAGACCAGGGUACCAUGAAGCGACAUGUUCUAGGCAUGUCCCGCUCCCGGAGGAGCCAGCUCGGCCUGAACCACAUGUCCGUUCCUGAAGUGGACAGCGUUUACCUUUCAGAUCGACCCGCUGGCAAACGCCCCCGCGCUUCCCUCCUCUUCGACCUCGGCUCUGAUCUCGGCGACAACAGAGCAGUGGCGGGUGGCUUCGCAGGCGCCAUUCCAUCUAGCUUCCAAACCCAAAUGGGCUUCGCCGCAGCUGGCCUCCGUCGCGACGCUCCAAAUCAGACCCAAGACAUGCUGAGCAAGUUGGUUCUUGCACGCAUGAACAAUAUCGAAGAAGGUUUCCGCGAGGUCAUCAAGGAGGUCAAGGACCUCCGUCGCAGCGAGUCCAGUCGCAGUCCGAGCCACUCCGAUGAGCCUCGUGGUACGCGUGAGAAGAAGAGACGCGAAAAGAAUACGAAGAAACGGAGCGUCAAGUCGAACGCGAGUCCCUCCAAGCCAGAUAGUCCCGGUAAGGGAUCUUCGCCGUCUGUUUAA
Messenger RNA from Penicillium olsonii, 3228 nucleotides. NCBI's taxonomy places the organism in Eukaryota, Fungi, Ascomycota, Eurotiomycetes, Eurotiales, Aspergillaceae. The record is from the annotation of a GenBank genome assembly.